Molecule: messenger RNA, 4841 nt
Organism: Cherax quadricarinatus
Lineage: Eukaryota; Metazoa; Arthropoda; Malacostraca; Decapoda; Parastacidae
Source: RefSeq, a predicted model, not a curated record
UGACUUCACCGUGUGCGCCAACUGGAGCGACAGAAACUUCUGUCUGUCUGUGCUGCAGUCCACUUGUUAAGAUAUCUGGGUAAACGAACUUAAAACGCACGCCAAGUUCCUUUAAAUGUGAAACUAAUGUGUUGUUGGUUUGUUGCUGAAAUUGUAACUUAUUAUUGAAAUAGCUAUAUGACAAGGAUUUCUCUUGGCAAGAAAAAGAUAUCCAGUAUACCACAUGUACAUGAAAAUAUGAAGGAGUGAAAAAAAAGAAUAAUACCAGCAACGUGUUUUGUUCUAGUGUGUAUGACAGCACUCGUGCUCAAUGUAAACAAAAUUUCAGCCGAGGUUGAGAAACAAAACAAUGUAUGUAUACUACCACUACAGCAGCUCCUGUCACCUGCUACAGCGUCCAUUCCCUCGGGCUGCCUACUGCAUCCUUCUUCACUUCUUCCCUCGUUCCUCAUGCAGAAAAAUAAAAAAAGGAAGGAAAUUAUUAGUGCGUAGUGAACUAGUGAUUGUGUGGGAGGUUGUCCCUGCCUGCUAGUGGUCACUGGAUACCCAUAGUGAUACCUGACCCCGCGGUACCUGCCAGGGCACGACACUAGUGCCACCAGGGCUGGGCAGUGCCACCAGGCCCAGCUUCUACUAUCAGGACUACGUAUACUUUGGAGUGGUUUUAAUAGAAGUCAAUCACCAUCUGCAAUGGUAGGUCUGACGACAUACUGGGAAUAUGACAGAGUGUAGAUAGACAACAGUGUCACGAGGGCCUUGUAACGAGUACGUCCAGAGUCAGGUCACCAUUAGUGCCAGCCUUGCCAAGACGCUGCAGACAUCCAUACCUGGCUUUGGGUAUUAAACUACUAACAUCACAAGGUCAGGCAUACCCUGCACAUGUGACACUAGACGCAUUACUAUAUAUCACAACACUGUAAGUCCUGGAAGACUCGACUAAGAGAACUUUUAGAUGAAGUGAAGCCAGGAGAUGAACUUAGUAAUGGUUGCAGAAGAUCGGAAGGAAACUUUGAAGAGUUUGUGAUUGAAAGUGACGUGGAAGACACGCUAGAACUGUGACAGGAAGACGGAAGAGCUGAGAGAUAGAAAGGAUUGUCUUCACGUCACGAUGGAACACGCUUACGAGCUGAGACAGUUUUGUGGUGGGGAGCUGAGACCUGUUGAGAGAUACUACCAGACCCAGGAGCGUGACUGGGAGGGCGGCAUUGACAACGAGGGGCUGGACAUCAGUCAGCUGGAGAGUUACAUCAACGAUGACAACAACGACACCAUGUACUUUGGGGACCUGCAGGGCGGCAUGGCCGAUAUCAAGGCUCUGGGCAACGCCACACCCAGGGACUCACCCUCUCGUCUCCAUCACCAUCAUCACCCUAACCUCCACCACCACCUCGCCCACUCUCAGCACACCGUGACUCACCCUGAGCUCAGUUCUAGUGGCACUUCCCCCACCAGCAUGAGUGGCCCUCUACCCUCCGGUGUGAGCACGGGAGGCGGGCACUCACAGGUGGCCAGGGGCACCAUGCCCAUUGGCUACUACAACCCCUAUCACAGCUAUAACUCCGCAUAUGCUGCUUAUCGGCACCACCUUCCAGACAGCCCUCCUGACUCCAGCUCUGAGCCUUACUCUCCCCUGGAGCAUCCUAACCUCUCCCCACACCAGAAAGUUGGCGGUAUUUCCGAUAUCUACACGGGUCCUCCUGGCGGUGGUGGCGCCAACAUGAUGACAUUCCCUUACCCAGUGAUGCAGUCACUACCUCACCAGACCAACCCCAACCACAACCCCAGCACCCACAACCCUAGCUCUCACAACUCCUUGCAGGCUAACCCAGGCUUGGGGUACCAGCAGCCCAUCAUGCUGGGUGGCUCUCACCUCAGCGGGUCGUCGGUACCGGCUGCAGGAGGCUUAGGGACGACUCCUUCGUCAGUGUACGGGACCCAGGGUGUUAUGAGCCAGGGAACCACAUCUGGAGGCGCUACUAUUACUUCUUCUGCUGCUGGGGCAGCAAGCGUGGCUGCAGCUAAGAAGAGGAAAAUGAAUGAGUCUGGUGGCCUCGGUCCUAUGGUCAACAUUAAGCAGGAACCAGAUCAGGGAGUGACAAACCAUCUGGGGCCUAAUGUGGCAGUGACGUCCUACUCUGAGGAGGACGAGUACAACACCAUGGACCGACAAGUGGGUGCCGUUCCGCUUGAUGCAUCUUACCAGUGUCAUCCGCUUCCAUGACACAAAUUCCAGCACUCCUGGUCCACCCUCUGACUGGACUCUGCCCUCAAAGAAUUACCACUGCCAACCUUCCGAGUAGAUGCUGAUAAAGGUUUCAACUUCUCUAACCCAGAUGAAGCUUUUGUUUGCCAGAAAAAGAACCACUUCCAAGUCACUGUUCAUGUCCAGGCAUCUGGUGAGCCUGUGUUUGUGAAGAGUCCAGAGGGCCUGCAGAAGGUGGACCGCUUUUUUGUGCACUUCUUUGGUGUCAAAACUGAGUCACCGUCGCAAGUAAUACGUGUGGAGCAGAGUCAAAGUGACAGAAGCAAGAAGGCCUUUCACCCUGUACAAGUUGACCUGAAGAACGAUCAAAUGAGCAAGAUCACAGUAGGCCGUCUACAUUUUUCUGAAACCACCAGCAACAAUAUGCGCAAAAAGGGCAAGCCAAACCCAGACCAACGAUACUUCUAUCUAGUAGUGGCACUCAAAGCUCACUGCGGAGACAAUGCAUAUCCCAUUGCUGCCCAUGCCUCAGAGAAGAUCAUUGUUAGAGCAUCAAAUCCGGGUCAAUUUGAAAGUGAUGUGGAGUACACAUUUCAACGAGGAACAUACCCCGAGUCCAUAUACCACAUGGGCCGUGUGGGAAUUAAUACAGAUCGACCUGAUGAGGCACUGGUGAUUCAUGGUAAUGUCAAGAUAACAGGACAGUUGCUACAGCCAUCAGAUAAACGUGCAAAGAAGGAUGUAGCUGAGGUAAGCAUGGCAUGUACUCAAGACUACACAAAAGGUCAUCCUCCAGUAGACAACCAUCAUGAUCCCAUGAUGAGGUCAUCAACCAGUAGACCUACUGUAAGACUGCAUCAUGAUCCCCUGAUGAGGUCAUCAGCCAGUAGACCUACUGUAAGACUGCAUCAUGAUCCCCUGAUGAGGUCAUCAACCAGUAGACCUGCUGUAAAAGAGGUCAUACCAGAUGCAGUGAAAACUACUGGCGACAUAACACUUUCAAACGGAGAAAAAAUUGAAAACUUUCUCCUGGUAAACAAGGAACGGAUAUUUAUGGAGAAUGUGGGCGCUGUGAAGGAAUUGUGCAAAGUUACGGGGAAUUUAGAAAACCGUAUUGGAGAGCUCGAAAUAAUGAAUAAAAAAAUAUCACAGCUUCGAAGAUUUGAAUCCUUUAAGUCAACAUCUUCAUCUGUAUCCACCCGUACUUCAGCUACGUCACGAGUGUCAUCAGUUUGUCACCGAAGUCGCGGCUGCUCCAAGCAUCACAGGCAGAUGGCAGGUAGUGGGCACGACGAUGGCAUCUGUAGCAAUAAGACGCUUCAAGUUACUACAAUUACUCUUGUGUGCAUAAUGGCAUUUUGUUUGAUGGCAAUGGCAACUAUCUACAUUCUGGAUUACCAAGAGAGACGUAAGGAGCUAGCUGCAGUCACAUCAACGACAACAACAGCCACCACUAUAUUCCUGUCAUCAUCUAUGGUGACACCAACACUGAGGUCAGCUACUACAGACAGGACUUCCUUGUCCAGUGAUGAUGGCUCUCUCACAUCUGUUGUAUUUACGACUAAACCUACCUUUGGGAGCACUACACACACUCCUUCAAUUCCAAAACCACCUGUGAUUGGCAAACCAGCAGACUGCCAUGAAAAUAAUUCUAAUGAAGAUCCAGUUUGCCCAGUGUUCUGCUGCCCUACUAGUAAUGUGUGGAUGGGUGUGAUGAGCCCUGUUCACCCAAGCCCAAGCACUGCUGCCACUUCCAUCACCAUCACUCGUCGCAUCAUUCAAUAUGGUACUACAACAGUUCCUCCAACAAUGUCACGUUAUGGUGAGGUCAUAACCAACAAGCUAUCAACCAGUGAUCCCAACACAGUUAAUGAUUCAACAACUCACUCAGAGUCUCAACGGUUUAAGCCUAUGCCCAGCAAGAAAUCUGGAACUCUUGAUCAGAUAGCACGUUUGGCUCGUCACAGGGCACUAAUGGAUCGUCGGCCUUCCAACUCUCGCAGUAUCAAGCAAACACUUAGCAAGCGCUCUAUUCACUCCAAACGGUCCACCGGUAGCUCCUCACAUUACAAAUCGCAAAUGAGUACAAAUGCCCAGAUCCCAACAAUAGAUAUUGUGGAGCUGAACACAACUAUCAACCACUUAUAUUGUCUGAACUCCUCUGACACUUAUCAAGACUGCUUUGCCAACACAGCCAAAAACUAUACCUAUAGCCUGCCCAUUUCAAGAUUCAUGCGACACACCAACCUUACAUUGCACUUCAGAUUCAUGGCAGAUAAUUUUGACAGGCAGCCCUCCUUCUGUGCCAACUGCAGCGACAGCAUUCCCUCGUUUCCAUUUGAGCAGUGUUCUGAUACUGGCACUGUUCUUUCCCCUUAUGAUGUGGUGGAGAGUCAUGGUCCCCGUGACCAUUAUGUUACACUUCUUAAUGUUGGAAUGUGGCAUCAGGUUGCCUACAAGUUCCGUAUACCAGUUGUUGAGGGGGCCGAGGAUCCCUGCAGCUUCACACCAGAGUAUGUUGGAGAAAAAUAUUAUGAAUUAAACUUUAUAUUUCAUAGAGUCUGUACUGAAUAAAGCAAACAAAUUUAUGAUUAUCACAUAUUCUAAAUUUAUUUUAAGCAUCAAUCAUUCAUGUUUA